This is a messenger RNA of Dioscorea cayenensis subsp. rotundata (Guinea yam), 4383 nucleotides long. RefSeq names its product tripeptidyl-peptidase 2. The record is from RefSeq and is a predicted model, not a curated record. Lineage: Eukaryota; Viridiplantae; Streptophyta; Magnoliopsida; Dioscoreales; Dioscoreaceae. Bases 16 to 4080 code for a protein of 1354 amino acids. The transcript has 34 exons. Gene Ontology annotation, molecular function: tripeptidyl-peptidase activity; serine-type endopeptidase activity. Gene Ontology annotation, cellular component: cytosol. Gene Ontology annotation, biological process: proteolysis.
CAAAAAAGUCACCAAAUGCGUGCACUCACUCUAUAUAAACCACAUUGCUUGCCAGCAUUCGGUCAAUCCAAGUCCUCUCUUCCUUUUCGCUCUCCAAGGCGAGCUCGGUGCGGUGGAGUGAUGCCUUCUUCUUCUCCGUCUUCGGCUGCUUCGACUGCCACUGCGUUGCCGGAGGAGAAGGUGAAGAGGACGAAGAGCCAGUUUCAUCACAACGAGGCGAGCUUUCUGGCCUCGCUGAUGCCCAAGAAAGAGAUCGGCGUCGGUCGGCUCCUUGAGGCGCAUCCGGAGUAUGAUGGGCGGGGUGCUUUGAUCGCUAUUUUUGAUUCUGGAGUUGAUCCUGCUGCUUCUGGUUUACAAGUGACUUCAGAUGGCAAACCCAAGAUCUUGGAUGUACUAGACUGCACGGGCAGUGGUGAUGUUGACACUUCUAAAGUGGUGAAGGCUGAUGCUGAUGGUUAUAUUGUAGGUGCAUCAGGUGCACGCUUGCUUGUUAAUCCGUCAUGGAAAAACCCUUCUCAGGAGUGGCAUGUUGGUUGUAAAUUAAUUUAUGAUCUCUUCACUAGCACUCUGACAUCUCGUUUGAAGAAAGAAAGAAAAAAGAAAUGGGAUGAAAGUAAUCAAGGAGCAAUUUCGGAGGCUUUAAAGGAACUGAAUGAUUUUGACAAGAAACACAGUAAAACUGAAGACUUGAAAUUAAAAAAGGCUCGUGAAGAUCUUCAGAAUAGACUGGAUUUCCUUAGAAAAGAAGCUGAGAACUACGACGAUCGGGGUCCCGUUAUUGAUAUUGUUGUUUGGAAUGAUGGCGAUGCAUGGAGAGUGGCUGUUGAUACACAAGGUCUUGAGGAUGGAUCAGGGAAUGGGAAACUGGCAGAUUUUGUCCCUUUGACAAACUAUAGGAAUGAGCGGAAGUAUGGAAUAUUUAGCAAGCUUGAUGCCUGCUCAUUUGUUACAAAUGUUUAUGAUGAAGGCAAUCUGGUAAGUAUUGUAACAGAUUGCUCCCCCCAUGGGACUCAUGUUGCUGGUAUUGCUGCUGCAUUUCAUCCUGAGGAACCUUUGCUAAAUGGUGUUGCACCUGGAGCCCAACUGAUUUCUUGUAAGAUUGGUGAUACACGCUUAGGUUCAAUGGAAACUGGAACUGGUUUGGUUCGGGCACUAAUAGCUGCUGUAGAUCACAAAUGUGAUCUCAUCAACAUGAGCUAUGGAGAAUAUACUCUGGUACCUGAUUAUGGGCGUUUUGUUGACCUCGUUAAUGAAGUAGUGGAUAAGCAUCGUCUGAUUUUUAUCAGUAGUGCUGGAAAUAAUGGCCCUGCAUUAAGCACAAUGGGCUCACCAGGUGGUACUUCUUCUAGCAUAAUAGGAAUUGGUGCUUAUGUCUCCCCUGACAUGGCUGCUGGGCCUCAUUCUUUGGUCGAACCUCCACCUGAGGGGUUGGAAUAUACCUGGUCGAGCCGUGGCCCAACAGUUGAUGGGCAUCUUGGAGUCUGUAUAAGUGCUCCUGGUGGGGCUGUGGCUCCUGUACCCACAUGGACUCUGCAGCAACGCAUGUUAAUGAAUGGUACUUCAAUGUCAUCACCAUCUGCUUGUGGAGGAGUUGCUCUGCUUGUUAGUGGGAUGAAGGCUGAAGGUAUUCCUGUUAGUGCAUAUACUGUUCGCAGAGCACUGGAGAACACAUCUCUUUCUAUUGGGGAUACCCCCGAAGACAAGCUAUCCACAGGGCAGGGGUUGAUGCAAGUUGAUAGGGCCCUUGAAUACAUAAUGCAGUCAAAGAACUUCCCAUGUGUUAACUAUAGAGUUGUAGUAAAUCCAGCUGGGUUAUCCUCUCCUACAGCACGAGGAAUUUAUCUAAGGAAUGCUUGUGCUUGUCAACAGACUAGUGAGUGGACUGUGACAGUUGACCCGAAGUUCCAUGAUGAUGCAAAUAAAUUGGAACAAUUAUUUCCAUUUGAAGAGUGUAUAGAGUUGCACUCAAGUGAUAAAUCAGUUAUCCGCACUCCUGAGUUUCUCUUGCUGACAUAUAAUGGGCGUAAUUUCAACUUAGUGGUGGAUCCUACUAAUCUCAAACAUGGCAUGCAUUAUCAUGAAGUUUAUGGUAUAGAUAGCAAAGCUCCAUGGCGUGGUCCUCUUUUUAGGGUGCCAAUUACAAUUAUAAAACCUGUUGCUUCAAUCGGUCAACCUCCAACAAGUUCUUUUUCAAAUAUAUCCUUUGUACCAGGUCAUAUUGAAAGGAUUUUUGUGGAAGUACCAGUUGGAGCUACAUGGGCAGAGGCAACCAUGAAAGCUUCAGGAUUUGAUACUUCACGGAGGUUCUCAAUUGACACUCUUCAGAUCUGCCCAUUGAAGCGACCCAUUAGGUGGAAGGGUGCUGCGUUAUUUUCGUCACCUUCUCUUAAAAGUUUUAGUUUUCCUGUGAAAGGCGGUUUGACAAUGGAACUGGCCAUUUCCCAGUUCUGGUCCAGUGGCGUUGGUAGUCAUGAAGCGACUGUUGUUGACUUUGAGGUUGUUUUUCAUGGGAUAAACAUUGAGCAAGGGGCGGUGGUUCUUGAUGGAAGUGAAGCGCCUAAAAGGCUACUUGUUAAAUCUCUACUAGCAUCUGAGAAGCUUGUUCCAAUGGCAAAUUUAAAUAAGGUGAAAAUACCUUACCGGCCCGUUGACUCUAAGCUAAUUUGUCUGCCAACAAAUCGCGAUAAGCUACCCUCUGGAAAGCAGAUUUUCUCACUAACAUUAAUUUAUAAGUUCAAGUUGGAAGAAGGAGCUGAAAUCAAGCCCCGACUUCCACUGUUGAACAACCGGAUAUAUGAUAAUAAGUUUGAAUCUCAGCUUUAUGCAAUUUCAGAUGUCAACAAGCGUGUAUAUUCUGUUGGUGAUGCCUACCCCAAAUAUGUGAAACUUCCCAAGGGAGAAUACACUUUGCAUUUGUGUAUACGUCAUGAAAAUGUUCAGAUUUUGGAGAAAAUGAAGCACUUGGUUUUGUUUAUUGAAAGAAAGUUAGACAAAAAGGACCAUAUUCAGUUGAACUUUUUCUCUGGACCGGAUGGCUCUAUAAUGGGAAACGGCAGCUAUAAAUCAUCCACUUUAGUUUGUGGUGGAUCAGAAGCAUUCUAUGUCAGUCCACCAUCCAAAGAUAAGCUUCCAAAGAAUGCUCCUACUGGAUCUACAUUGACUGGUUCAAUUUCUUAUGGUUCAUUAUCCCUUGGCACCAAGAAUGAUAACCAAAAUCAACGCUCACCUGUAACUUAUCCAAUUUCUUUUAUUAUACCACCUCCAAAGAUUGAAGAGGAUAAAGGGAAGGACAAUUCUAAUGCCAGUAAAAGUAUCUCUGAGCGUUUGGAAGAAGAGAUAAGAGAUACCAAGCUAAAGAUUCUUUCAAGCUUGAAACGAGGGACUGAAGAAGAAAAGACAGCAUGGAAGGAAUUUUCUGGCUGCCUUAAGGAUGAGUAUCCCAAUUAUACCCCUUUGCUUGCUAAAAUUUUGGAUGCUGUGGUUUCUGGAGGAGCUGAAGAUGACAAGAUUAGCUAUAAGCAAGAGAUUGUUAAUGCUGCGAAUGAGGUCAUCAAUAGUAUUGACAAAGAUGAGUUGUUAAAAUUCUUUUCAGUAAAGCCUGAUCCUGAAGAUGAAGAGGCGGAGAAAAUCAGGAAGAAGAUGGAAUCUACACGAGACUAUUUAACAGAGGCUUUAUACCGAAAGGGACUUGCGCUUGCUGAUAUCGAGUUUUCUAAGGUUGAUCAACCUGCAAAGGAAACAACUAGUGCUGAUGAUGAGAAACAAGGAGAAGAAUCGAUUACUGUGGCGAGCGACCAAUCUGAUUCAUUCGAGGAGAACUUCAAAGAAAUCAAGAAAUGGGUGGAUGUUAAAUCCUCAAAGUACGGCAUGCUCGUGGUUGUUAGAGAGCGGCAUUGUAAACGGCUCGGAACUGCAUUGAAGAUAUUGAAUGAUAUGAUACAAGAUGAGUCAGAGCAAGGGAAGAAGAAAUUAUACGAUUUAAAGAUUGAAUUGCUUGAUGAGAUUGGCUGGAGCCAUUUGUCAGCUUAUGAGAAGCGAUGGUCGCACGUUCGAUUCCCGACGUGUUUGCAGCCUCUCUAAAUGUGUAUUUCUUUUGGUGCAAAAACCAGUCUAGUUUAGUUCAUCAUUUUGCCAACUUUAUUUUGGUUGCUGUCUUAUGAUCUCAUUCAUUUGCUUUUAGGCAAGAAGCAAACAGACAGUUCAGUUAACCGAAAACAAAAUAAUGAAAAUAAAAACAAAGAAUGACGGGAUGAUUCCUUGUAAUUUAAAUUGUUUGAUUCCACCAAAAUGUACAUAAAAUGGUUUGUAGUGGGAUGAAUUUGCUGGCAGUUCCUUUGGAUUCUUCAGUGAAUUGAUCAAAUGCAACAGGUAUAAUAUUUUGGC